UGACCAACCGAGGCAUUCUGGACACCAGGAAUGUGGCUUGGUGGCACCAGGGUCACAGUCAGACCGCUCAUCACCGCACUCUUUGCUUGUGGCGUUUCCUGUAGCAACACUUCGAAACAGGGUCAUGUGAUAUGCCUGAUCUUUCUUUUGUCCUGAGUGAGGUUUGGUUGAUCCGCUGUGCCUUCGGAGGGCUGGAUGACAUGAUGAACCUGCCCUUUUCCCCUCCCCCCUUCACCUCCCUCUUCCCCUUUUUCCUUCUACUCCUUUUCCUUCCUCCGUCCCCUGUCUCCUCUUCCCUUUCCCAUACCCCCCUGAGCUGGACUUCACCACAUGACCCCUGCUACCACCUGGACGGUCGUUCACGCCACUGUCUGUCUGAGUUCAUCAACGCCGCCUAUGGAGUCCCAGUCAAUGCCAGCCACUCGCUACAAGGGCCUGAUUAUGACGGCAAUGUCACCACCUUGACGGACCUCCACAACCCCCACAACCUCACCUGCUGGAUGGCUCACGGAGAUCCUGACAGUGGCGAUUGGGUCCUAACGCUUCCUCUCGGACGGCGCUUUGAGAUUACUUACAUAAGCUUGCAGUUCUGUCAGCACGGAGAGCCUUCAGACCCAAUCUCCAUCUCCAUCGUCAAGUCAAUGGACUAUGGGCGAACGUGGAGGCCGAUGCAGCACUACUCCAAUGAUUGCCUUCGAGACUUUGGGCUUCCCUCGCAGACAGUGGCUCAGAGUCGGCACCAAGAGACAGAGCCUCUCUGCUCAGAUCCUCGCCCCUUGCAAAAGCAAAGGGGUGGCAUGGUUCUGGCCUUCUCCACUCUGGAUGGACGGCCAUCCUCACCUGAUUUUGACCACAGUCAUACCCUCCAAGACUGGGUGACUGCCACGGACAUCCGCAUAGUCUUCCACCAAGCGUCAAAAGACACCAAGGAUAGUACCUCAGCCAGGCAAGAGGAGGUACGAUGGCGUGACCAUGUAGAGGUUGACAGAGGGAUGGGGCUUUCAAGGUGGAGAGCGGGCCACAAAGGGGUUGACAAGUUAAAUAUGGAAAAUACAUUCGGGAUUUUUGACACAGAGACGAAAAGCUCAGACACAAGAGGGAGGAACAAAGUGGGCAAAAAUGGAAGGAAGAGUCAUUCGAAAGGUCAAGAAGAAGACGGACAUAAUGUCACCAGCAAAGACAGAGGGGAUAGUUUUGGUACGGACAUACUCACCCCUUCAAGGAAAGGCGGGAAAGGCAGAGGGCGUGGUCGCAAGAAAGACAAUCAUUAUCUGCCUUGUCCCAAUGGAGGUUGCAACUGGGCAGUCGAGGGGAGGAGCCGGGGCAACACAGGGCAGGAACUGAGGAAAAGGAGGAACAAUAAUCUUAAUGCAAAAAAAAGCUCAAGGGACUCGCAGGUGGCCCCUCACUUUGCUUUUAUGACUGCUGUCCGAGCUCCUCUGGCGCUCUCAGACCUGCAAGUUGGGGGCAGGUGUAAAUGUAACGGACAUGCUUCCAGGUGUCGGCGUGACGACACGGGACGGGCAGUGUGCAUGUGCGAGCAUCACACGGCGGGGCCAGACUGCGAUGUGUGCGAGGAUUUCUACUGCGACAGACCGUGGCAUCGAGCUACACCAACGCAUCCAAAUCCGUGUGUUGCCUGCGAGUGUAACAGCCAUUCGAAUAAGUGUCGCUUCAGCAUGGAGGUGUUCCAGCAGUCGGGUCGACGUAGCGGAGGUGUGUGUCAGAAGUGUCGCCACCACACAGCUGGACGCCACUGUCAGUACUGCCAGAACGGAUACACCCGUGACCACAGCAAACCACUGAACAACCGCAAGGCCUGCCAACCGUGUCAGUGCCAUCCUCUGGGAGCGGUGGGUCGCUGGUGCAACCAGACAUCAGGUCAGUGUCUGUGUCGAGAAGGUGUGACCGGCUUAAGGUGUAACCGCUGCGGCCCGGGAUACAAACAGGGAAAGUCCCCUCUGCGGCCCUGCAUACGAAUUCAAGAGGUCGCUCCAACGCCAGUGUACCAACCGCAGUACAGCAUAGCUGAGGAGUGUGUUUCGUACUGCCAGCCCUCUCAGGUUAAAGUCAGGAUGAAUUUAGAGACGUAUUGUCUGAAAGACUUCGUGCUGAAGGUACAGGUGAGAGGGAUGGAGCGUUCAGGUCCCUGGUGGCAGUUCUCCAUCUCAGUCCAAACCGUUUUCCGAAUCGGGUCCACCUCCCGAGUCCGCAAGGGUCCCCAAUCCCUCUGGGUUCCUGAUCGUGACCUCAGCUGCGGCUGCCCCGCCCUUAACGUGGGUCGGACGUUCCUCUUGAUCGGUGCUGAGGAGGGGGAGCGUGGUUGGAGUCCCGAGGAGAGUCGCCUGGUGGUAGACCGCUCCACUCUGGCCCUCCAGUGGCGGGAACACUGGAGCCCCAAACUGAGGGGUUUCCGGGGGCAGGAUAAGAGGGGCCGCUGUCCACCUAAAUCCAACAAUCAGCAUCAUCACAGGGAGCAAACAAGGCUUCAGACUGGGUACAUCCCCCCACAUCUGCUGACUGAGACACACACAAAGCCUCCCAGUGUGGACACACACUCUGCGGAGAUGGACGACACUCAAACCUCACCACACACACACUCACACACGGACGAUGAGGUUAAAUCCCUCUUGACAACUACACCCACUUUGGUGUGCUCCACUCAAGGUCCAGGAAACUAAAACCACAAGGAGACAUAAAAGUAUAACAGAUGUUUUAAUUGACCAGCUCUGUGGAUGGUCUGCAAAGAGAGACCAAAACACAGCAAGAGGACAGUGCUCUUUUCCUGUAGGCCUCCAAACUCCACUAAGAACACAUUCAUACACACCUGUUGUAAGAUGGUCGGUCUAAAAUGUGACAUUCACUCAUGUAAUUGUUGGUUUGUGGGGAAUUAUAAAGUCAAUCUUUUGCAAUGAAAGUCAUGGAUGAUUAAAUAUCUAAGAGUUCCACCAACAGAAUUGGUGCUAUGUGAUGUAUUAUCAGUUGUAAGAGUUGCAAUAUUUUAUACUGAAGAAGCUUUUGAAAAUAAAAGUCUAAAUUAAGUUUCUGAAA
Messenger RNA from Notolabrus celidotus (New Zealand spotty), 3051 nucleotides. RefSeq names its product netrin 5 (gene ntn5). The coding region runs from base 132 to 2681 and encodes 849 amino acids. NCBI's taxonomy places the organism in Eukaryota, Metazoa, Chordata, Actinopteri, Labriformes, Labridae. Gene Ontology annotation, molecular function: protein binding. The transcript is spliced from 7 exons. The record is from RefSeq and is a predicted model, not a curated record.